This is a messenger RNA of Eremomyces bilateralis CBS 781.70, 930 nucleotides long. Its product is annotated as ATP synthase subunit 4 mitochondrial precursor. The record is from RefSeq and is a predicted model, not a curated record. Lineage: Eukaryota; Fungi; Ascomycota; Dothideomycetes; Eremomycetales; Eremomycetaceae. Gene Ontology annotation, biological process: proton motive force-driven ATP synthesis. Bases 61 to 792 code for a protein of 243 amino acids. Gene Ontology annotation, molecular function: proton transmembrane transporter activity. The transcript is spliced from 4 exons.
ACCGCAUCGAAUUCCAUCGCAACCGCUGAUUGAGCCUCAAUUAGCUUCGUCGGUGCAUCAAUGGCUUCAAAACUCGCACGGAGCGCCGUUGGCGCCGCACGGUUGAGACCGACGAUUCCGCUCCGCAGCAUUCCCGCCGUCACCACCCCUCUGACUUCAUCUCGAUCCAACUCGAAUGUGCCGGCGGAGGACCCCAAGAACAAGGCUCAAUCGAUCCUGAACUCGCUGCCCGGACAGAGCGUCCCAGCCAAGCUCGCGUUCCUCUCAGGCGGAACCGGUCUCUCGGUUGCCGCGAUCAGCAACGAGCUCUACGUGUUCAACGAAGAAACCAUCGUUGCCUUCAGCUUGCUCACGAUCUUUUAUGCCGUUGGAAAAUAUGUCGCCCCGAUGGCGGGUACCUAUGCCAAGGAGCAGACGAAGAAGCUAAGCGAUAUCCUGAACUCGGCACGCCAUAAUCAUACCGCUGCCGUCCAGGCGCGUAUUGCGAAUGUCAAGGAAUUGGAAGGCGUCGUUGACAUUACGAAGACACUCUUCGAGGUCUCAAAGGAAACCGCCAAACUUGAGGCUCAGGCCUACGAGCUCGAGCAGAAGACCGCCAUCGCUUCCGAAGCCAAGGCCGUCCUUGACUCUUGGGUUCGAUAUGAGGGACAAAUCAAGCAGAAGCAGCAGCGUGAGCUCGCCGAGUCGGUCAUCGCCAAGGUGGAGAAGGAUCUGGAGAACCCGAAAGUCUUGAAGCAGAUCUUGGACCAGAGCGUUGCCGACGUGGAGCGCAUUCUCGCUGUCAAGUCAUAAUUGCCCGUCUGUAUGAUACCUCAAAAGCCAUGUUGGGUGGUAGACAGAAGAUAGAUGUCGAAUUGUUCAUAGCUCCUUAAAUGUACUCUAUGGUCGUUUCGUAUAUAUGACUGAAAACUCUCGAUCUUUUGGUGACAU